AACAUUUGAUACCAUUCGGAGCCUCCUCAUCACCAUGUCGACAUCAAUAUUUUACAGCAACAAGCGGGUUGUAGUCGGUGCAAUCACCGCGCUUGCGUUCCUCCUCUUCCUGAUUUUGGUUGGUAUCGACCGCAGCGAUGAAGUUACGGCACAUACGACCACAUACUUCCAAAGAUUAAAAAACAUGACCUCUACAAAUUCACAACCUUCUUCUGAGCAGUGGGCUACCAUGAAGGCAUACCUGUCCGAGAUAGAAUCGGCGGUGAAGGGCUUGCGGACACCGGCGCUGUCAGCAGCGACGGUUCCAACCGGAUCCAUGGAAGAUAUAAUGAACAGGACCCUUGGGUUCGAAAAGAUAUUCACAAUCUCUAUGCCAUCGCGGGGCGACAGACGGGACAACAUUGCCGUCCAAGCCUCACUUUCAAACAUAGACAUGGAAUUCGUCGAUGGUGUCCCGGGCGAUCUUGUUGACAAGAAGAGUCUUCCAUGGACAAUGGAUCAAGAACCAGCUGUGGUCGGCUGCUGGCGAGCACACAUGGACGUGUUACAAAUGAUCGUGGCCGAGAACAUCCAAUCGGCACUCAUCUUCGAGGAUGAUGCGGACUGGGAUAUCGGCUUCCGUGCGCAACUCAAACAACUGGCUCGUGGUGCAAAGUACCUUCAAAAGGUGGAUGAAGACGCGGUUACAAGGUCCCCGUACGGCGACAGCUGGGACAUGCUGUGGCUGGGACAUUGCGGCCAAUUCACGAUGGAUUCAGACAAGCGACGAUUCGUCAUUACUGAAGACCCGACUGUCGAACCGACGGUGCACAGAAAAUAUUGGUUGGAAAACCCCGACAUGUCCACAUGGGAUCAUCCAUCCAACGCCGUCAACGAUACACGCAUCAUAUUCCGAUCUUCUGGCGGCAUAUGCACCGCAGGUUUAGCCAUCUCACUUGCCGGGGCUCGAAAGGCACUCUUUCACAUGAGCCUGUCGCCCUUCAACGCACCAGUCGACUGGGGCUAUGAUGGCCUUUGCAAGAACAAGGACACGAAUGCCCUCUGCAUCUCACCGUACCCCGCGAUGAUCGGGGUCAGUCGACCGAUAGGCCCGCGCAGCAGAAGCAGCGACAUCAGUGUCCAUGAAGGUUACUUCGAACAUCCCGUCUCGAACCGGACCUCUUUCUCCACCCGUCUCAACAUGAAGAGGCUCAUCAACGGCUCCAGGAGAUUCAAGAAUAAUUAUAAUGAAGAAAUUCAGUUGACGCGAGAAGAGAUCGGCGCGGGUGUCGGCCAUCCCGAAGAUUUGUCUUGAUUCAAGAAGAUCAGCUCUACUUUUCCAUUAAAAGGAGUGGAAAAAGUACACCUUCACUAAACGAUGAAAAGACACGACUUGCCACCAGGGGAUUUACCGAUCAUAAUUCGACAGUAUAUGAUUGGACACCGAGAUUGUCUUCCCUAGCGACCGACACGAUACCGACGAACCACUUCGACAUCCCUGCUAGCCUUCGUCUCAAACCGGUAUUGUCCAGGGUACAAGAUUCAGUAAAGACUCCGGCAAAAAUGUCAAGCGAGUGCACUUCGAAUAGGGACGAUCUCUCCAUGCGUCUAUCGAGACUGGGGAGGAGAGAAGACCGAGGGGAAAUACGAGAGACAAGGGGAUAUUCCAAGCAAUACAUAUUAAUGGAGGACCAUCACCUCCUGUAUCGGCUGGCUCGCGUCAUUAAAGGCCCGUUGAC
Messenger RNA from Exophiala oligosperma, 1718 nucleotides. RefSeq lists its product as uncharacterized. The record is from RefSeq and is a predicted model, not a curated record. The coding region runs from base 35 to 1294 and encodes 419 amino acids. Lineage: Eukaryota; Fungi; Ascomycota; Eurotiomycetes; Chaetothyriales; Herpotrichiellaceae. The transcript is spliced from 6 exons.